UCUUGGACGUGCCCGGUACAUUAUGUCGGCUGUCAAUGACACCAACUCUGCAGUGUUCCUGCUCACCGGGAUACCUGGGCAGGAUGACGUUCAUCUCUGGAUCUCUGUCCCCUUCUGCUUAGUGUAUGCUAUUUCGAUAGUAGGAAAUUCAGUCAUUCUGUUCAUUGUAAAAACAGAUCCAAGCCUCCAUGAGCCCAUGUACAUUUUCCUUUCCAUGUUGGCCAUCACAGACCUUGGCUUAUCGAUAGCCACCAUACCAACGAUACUCAGUGUAUUCUGGUUUAACUCUAGGAAAAUCAGCCUCAGUGCCUGUUUUGCUCAGCUGUUCUUCAUCCACUCGCUUUCGUUCAUUGAAUCCUCUGUGCUCCUUUUGAUGGCCUUUGACCGUUUUGUUGCGAUCUAUAACCCGCUGAGAUAUGCUUCUAUUCUAACCAGGCAGAGAAUAGCUAAGAUGGGACUGGUGUGUGUGCUAAGAGGAGUAUCCGUAGAGUUCCCGGUCCCCUUUCUCCUAAAACGGUUCCGAUACUGUCGAGCCAAUAUCCUCUCCCAUUCCUACUGCCUGCACCAGGACGUCAUGAAGAUGGCUUGUUCAGACAUCACCAUCAACAGCAUCUAUGGCUUGUUCAUAAUAGUCUCCACGGUGGGUUUGGACUCGCUGCUUAUCCUGCUAUCAUAUGUGAUGAUCUUCAAAACAGUGCUGAGCAUUGCAUCUCAUACACAACGGAUCAGGGCCCUGAACACCUGCUUCUCUCACCUCUGUGCCGUCCUGCUCUUCUACACACCAAUGAUCGGCCUGUCUGUGAUACACAGAUUUGGGAAGGGCUCUUCUCCCUUACUUCAGAUUCUCCUGGGUUACAUCUACGUGCUGGUCCCACCACUGAUUAACCCAAUCGUGUACAGUGUGAAAAGCAAACACCUUCGUGUGAGGAUAAUCAGGGCAUUCAUCAAAUGAAUGGUUAGUUCAUCACCAGGCUCCAGCGCUGGUGACAUAGGAGACGAACACAGGCCACCUGGACCUUACACUUGAGCUGACAUGAGUUACUGAUCUUCACUCUGUAGGGAGAUGUUCAGAUGGGGUCUAAGGCAUGAGGCUAGCUGAGAGGUACUGAUAUGGGAGGACAGUGCACUGGGGAAAGGAGACCAAGGCAGGCAGCAGCAUUUACAAAGUGACUGUGUCCGUGGAAAGCCAGGGGACUGGUGGGAUUUUGCCCCAUU
Messenger RNA from Mauremys mutica (yellowpond turtle), 1215 nucleotides. Its product is annotated as olfactory receptor 51G2-like. Gene Ontology annotation, molecular function: olfactory receptor activity; G protein-coupled receptor activity. Gene Ontology annotation, biological process: G protein-coupled receptor signaling pathway. Lineage: Eukaryota; Metazoa; Chordata; Testudines; Geoemydidae. The record is from RefSeq and is a predicted model, not a curated record. Bases 23 to 952 code for a protein of 309 amino acids. Gene Ontology annotation, cellular component: membrane. The transcript has a single exon.